Molecule: messenger RNA, 2781 nt
Organism: Pangasianodon hypophthalmus (striped catfish)
Lineage: Eukaryota; Metazoa; Chordata; Actinopteri; Siluriformes; Pangasiidae
Gene: adgrg7.1
Product: adhesion G protein-coupled receptor G7, tandem duplicate 1
Exons: 14
Coding region: 1-2163 (720 amino acids)
Biological process (GO): cell surface receptor signaling pathway; G protein-coupled receptor signaling pathway
Cellular component (GO): membrane
Molecular function (GO): G protein-coupled receptor activity
Source: RefSeq, a predicted model, not a curated record
AUGGCAGUGAGUGGGAACACCACAUUGCCCAACACCGUGCCAUCAAAUGCCACGAACAGCAGCACAGCAACAACCACCAUGGUGACGAACACCAUGGUGACGAACGCCACGUCGACGACCCUGCAGUGUCAGCAUGGUGGUCGUGAAACGAACGGAUUCUGCCUCUGUCCUGAUGAUUUCACUGGAAAAUUCUGCGAGUUAUCCGGAUUUCCAAGGGCUACAGCUUGGUGCCGGAAUGAAACUGGCACUUUUGAUACACCUCAAAUGCUGAACUGUGGCCUGACCCUUAAUACCAUCGAUAAUGAUCUUUCAAAUGCUGAUCCUGGAGCCAGGCAGAAGUUGGCCUUCAACACCCAAAUCCUCACAUCCAAACCAGACAAGCUAACCACGCAAAACAUCAGCACCGCUGCAAAGAUAGCCAACAGUCUGCUCACAAACAAAGACAGCAGUCAGGAUGUCCACCUUGCAGCGGUCACCACAGUCAGCCAGCUCCUUAAUGCUAGCAUGAAGCAGUUCUACAACGUCACUGCUGAUUCCAUCACCAGUCUCACCCAAACGUUGCAGAAGUUUUCCCUGACGCAGCGUGAUGAAGGAUCACGGCUCAUACAGCCGAACAUCGCCAUACAGUCAAUCAAAGUGUCCCGAAGUUCAGAAAUCCAAAUGACUGUUUUUUCAGCUUUAAACAAUGGAAACCAAUCAAAUGUACCUUCUGGAGAUUCUUCGGACACCUUGUCAGCCAACAGAAUAAAGAUUAAUGACACCAUCAUUCCUAGUGCCCAGUUCCCCGUUGAUGUCCAGAUGAACGUCAAGCUUAAACAAGGCACCACUAUUGGCUUUGUGCUAUACAAUAACGAUCAGUUCUUCAGAUCCCAGGUCUUCCAACCUUCACUGAACAUCAAGAGAAGAGUGAUCACUGGAUACCUGGGAAAAGAAAAUGUCCUUGAUUUUGUUCAGUUCACUGUGAGGCACCAGAAUGUGUCUUCUACGCGCCUCUAUGAUUUCGCCUGUGUGUUUUGGGACUACGACAAGAAAGACUGGAGUACAAAAGGCUGCAAAAAAGUCUGGAGUUCUGCUAAUCGAACCUGCAAAUGUGAAGGCACCACAAACUUAGCCAACUUUGCUAUGUUGAUGAGUUUCCGCUCAAACCCUGAAUUAAUCAAGGCUUUAGGCAUGAUCAGUCUAAUCGGCUGUGCUCUGUCUGUCGUGGGUUUGACCAUCACAAUGAUAUUCCAGAUCCUGACCAGAAAGUUGAGAAAAUCCAGUCCUACGGUCCUGAUGGUCAGCAUCUGUGUGUGUAUGAUCAUCGUCUACCUCAUCUUCAUCUUUGGCAUUAAAAACUCGACCCUCAGCUUCAGCUCUGUUGUUUCAGAAGAGAAUAUCAUUCCUCUGUCUGAUUUCCGUCAAGAUCCUGACUAUGGGCCGUGUACAGCGGUUACCGUUCUCCUCCAUUACUUCCUGUUAGCAGCGUUCACCUGGAGCACGCUGUACGCCACACACAUCUUCCUCCUGAUCAAAAACACCAUCUCAGGGCCGCCACAGUACUUCAGUGUCUUAUCCAUCGUAGUGGGUUGGGGUCUUCCUGCAGUGGUGGUUGGAAUCUCGUUAGGAAUCACGUACCGGAUCAAUAACCCCUUAAACUACAGACAGGAGGCGCUCUGUUGGCUGGCUGCAGUGGAUCAGAAUAACAGAUUUGAUGGGAUGAAGCCCAUGCUGUGGGGUUUCCUGCUGCCUGUCGCUGUAAUGCUCCUCUUUAACAUCGUAGUACUCUUUUACUUCUCAUACGCCACCUGCAAGACCAACCCCGAACUCAACAGUUCACAGGUCACUCCUCUACGGAGUAAAAUGCUCGGCUGCGUUUCCAUGGCCGUGGUUCUCGGCCUGUCCUGGGUCAUCGGCUACUUCAUGCUCCUGGAAACAAACCCCAACAUGCAAACCAUCCUCAGCUACGCCUUCUGCCUCUGUAACACCACGCAGGGCAUCCAGAUCUUCGUGUUGUUCACCUUAAGAACACCCGUCUUUAAACAGAAAGCCCUCGCUGUUCUCAAGCUCAUCCCAGCUCCUGUUUUGGCCAGACACAAAAAGACGUUUGAUCUGUGGGCCACAGAAGAAGUUGGUCCUGAACAGAGCUACAGAUCCAACAACUUUGACCUUUACAAUCUGUAGCGUUGAGAAAACUAUAAGAAAUUAGUGGAAAUGUGAUCGUCGCAUGGUUGUUGGUGUCAGAUGAGCUGGUUUGAGGAAUUCAGAAACUACAGAUCUCCAGAGAUCUAGAGACAGAAUGGUGAGAAAAACAAAAAACAUCGAAAGACCUUGCUGAUGAGGGACAGAGGAGAAUGGCUGGACUGGUUCGAGCGAACAGGAAGGCUACGGUAACUCAAAUAAGCACUCUUUACAACCGUGGUGAGCAGAAAAGCAUCUCAACACGUCAAACCUUGGAGAAGAUCACAGAAGACCACAUCGGGUUCCACUCAUGUCAGCCAGGAACAAAAAUCUGAGGCUACAUAGGUACAGACUCAUCCAAACUGGACAGCUGAAGAUUGGAAGAAUGUCACCUGAAUUACUGUAGCCCUUUUUUUCUUUUAGUGUAUAUAAAAAAGUCUUUCAUCAUCUGUGCGAGCAAAGUGCUUCUGAGGCUGUAGGAGGUGAAACCAGUCGGAAUUUUAUUUCUAACUGCCUCUUAUUACGAGUUAUUUCAGUGCACAAAAGUUAUACAUUACAUACGCUUAAACAUUUGCCUUGUGAAGAAUUUUUAUUCCACGCUACUGAAAAUGUGUCAAUCAG